Suillus bovinus is the source of this 321-nucleotide messenger RNA. RefSeq lists its product as uncharacterized. The coding region runs from base 1 to 321 and encodes 106 amino acids. Lineage: Eukaryota; Fungi; Basidiomycota; Agaricomycetes; Boletales; Suillaceae. The transcript has 2 exons. The record is from RefSeq and is a predicted model, not a curated record.
AUGUCCUCUCCUAUCACCCUCCUACUUCUGUCGCCUGAAAUUUCAGGUGGCAUUAGAGCUAGCCGUUUGAAGGCCUCUCAGACCCCCCCUCCUGCAAGAAGGGGUGUUGCCACUCAUGAGGCUGCUCCUCUCUCAGAUUCUCCCCCUGAUGGCACAGACAACCUACCACCCUCUCCACCCUCUCCCAGUCCAUCCCUCCUAUCACCUGGCCCAGGCACUGAUACGGACAACAAUCAUGCUGCUGUUCAGGAUCUGAAUCACUCUCACUUCAUUAUUCUCAGUUACCCUCCCUCCCAUGUUCACCCUCACCCAAGGAUUUAA